Messenger RNA from Microdochium trichocladiopsis, 765 nucleotides. RefSeq lists its product as uncharacterized. The annotation marks the transcript as partial. NCBI's taxonomy places the organism in Eukaryota, Fungi, Ascomycota, Sordariomycetes, Xylariales, Microdochiaceae. The record is from RefSeq and is a predicted model, not a curated record. The transcript has 2 exons.
AGUACUCGGAGAGACGAGGUGAAGAUAUCCGGGCUCAUUACUAUGACCGACUGGAUGCUUUCUCGCUGUGAGCAGACAGCCCGUGGAACGUCUCGCUCGGUUCUAUGCUGGUUCCGAACCCUUCACCCGGAGAAGAUCUAUCCGAAGCCGUUUACUCUAGUAUCAGCAAAGUCUAGCCGACAUAAAUAUCUCCGAAUAUUCCAGCGUUUUAUCGCCUUUAUCUUCCGUGCUUAUCGCUUACCAGACUUCCAGCGUCACGACCUUCUCCCCGUCCGCUUUAGCUCAGAACAGCAGCAGAUACUUCGGGCUAUCUGGUCCCACGAAGCCUGGAGUGGGGAGCAGCUUUCGAGGAAAAGAUCGUUUGCUACCUAUAAGCAAGCCGCUAUGCUUGAUUUUGAACGGCAGAAUGCUAGGACUAUUCAAGAUAUUGACGAGGACGAAGAUAAGAGCGACUGUAUUGACGAGGACUUGAGCGACUCGGAUUUCAGCGACGGAGAGAGCGAAACAGGGGAUAGUGUCGAAGACGCGAGUAUCCCUCGGCAUCAGGCCAGCUUCUUUGGACCAGCACUAGGGCAACUUCUCGAAUUGCUCUUCAAGCUAGCUAUCACAUUCUGCACCGAGGACUUUAUCGACGGCCAUCCCAACUCAACGCAUCUCGUCUACUUCAGUAGUAUUCUCGGCAUCAAAUCCGAUGGCCAAGGGUUUCGAACGGCAAGGCUGUAUACUCCGACCCUCUCAGCCAUAAUCUAUGUGCAGCGGCUGCUC